AUGGCGUCUGCUCUCACCAUCCUCUUCCUUGAGCCCAGCUACCCCAAACCCAACAUCUCCUUGCACCCCAGUGCGCAGGUCACCCUGGGGGAAGCCGUGACCAUCCGGUGUGAGUGUCGGUGUGCGGGAGUGAGGGUCCUUCUGAGUAAAGCUGGAGACCCGGACGCACGGCGUUCGAUGGAUCCACCAGGGGACGUGGCUGCGUUUCCCAUCCGCAAUGUGAGCCGAGGAGACGCAGGGAGCUACAGCUGCCAAUAUAGGACCAAGUGGGAUCCACCCGUCUGGUCGGAGCCCAGCGACCCCGUGGAGCUGGUGAUAUCAGAGCUCAGCUUCCCCAAACCCUCCAUCUUCCUGAGCCCUAGCAGGCGGGUCAUCCUCGGGGGAGCCGUGACCGUCCGGUGUUGGGGUCGGCACCAGAACAUGAGGUUCCUUUUGUACAAAGUUGGAAACCCGAACGCGCUGCAGGACGCGGAGCCUGCUGGGGACAUGGCUGAGUUUCCCAUCCGCAACGUGAGCCGGAGAGACGCAGGAAGUUACAGCUGCCGAUACAGCACCAAAUCAGACCCGCCUGUCUGGUCAGAGCUCAGCGACCCCAUGGAGCUCGUGGUAGCAGGUGCGUAUAUAAGACGAACCCUGAAUAUCGGCACUGUCCCUAUAAAAUCGGGACUCUGCUCACCCUACUCAGAACAGCCAACAAAGACGGUGCAAGAGGAUGGCUCCAGAUCCAACCAACCAUCCUAA
Molecule: messenger RNA, 741 nt
Organism: Chrysemys picta bellii (western painted turtle)
Lineage: Eukaryota; Metazoa; Chordata; Testudines; Emydidae
Source: RefSeq, a predicted model, not a curated record